AUGGCCAUCACAGAACUCAACCUGCAAAGCAAUGCCUCCGUGCGUUCAGUUCAAGGCGCUUCCCGCACAAAAAUCAUCUCUGUGGUUUUGCUUUUCCUACUCUCAGUAGCAAGCUUUGUUGCACAAACCGAGUUCACCAGUCAAGCUUAUUUGUUGGGAUUUGAAGAGCCAAUCAUAAUGUUGACGGCAACUCACGGGUCCUGGUGGGUUUUGUGGCCAUUGCAGGUGCUUACCGUGGCCAUUUACCGGACCAUUCAGAAAGCAAGAAACCCUCUGAGUUCCCGCAAGGCUCCCACCGACGCCAACGCGCUCUUGCUGGACUUUGAGCAGCUUGUUGAGCAGACGAAUGCCCUGGCUAGAGAUAUGCGGAACCCUACCGCCUCGUUUGAGAUGUCAAGACGUCCAGAGGAACAACCCACAUCUCUCUACAAGUACUUCAAGAAGUCGAUUGUGAAACAGAUUCACAAUGUAUACCACACAAGCAUUUUGAUUUAUGAGGCCAAUGUCAACCAGGACACUUCGACCCAUAACUUGGAUGUCUUGGUGUCUAAGAAUAAUCGUAUCUCCAACUCUUCAGCUAUCUGGAAGUGCGUCUCCCAAUUUAUUUCUACACCUGCCUUUAGAUAUGUCUUCAUCAAAUCUGCAAUCGUGUCUUUUGUCGUCAACAUUGCAGGAUUUAUGUGGCACGCAGCCAUGUCAUUAACUUACGCUUCGGAUGUCACCGCCAUUUACAACUGUUCUGCAUUCACAGCCUAUGCGUUCGCAAUUCCUAUUCUCAAUGAGAAGUUCUCUUGGUUGAAAGCAUCUUCUGUCGUCAUUGCUGUGUCGGGUGUGUUCAUUGUUGCUUAUUCUGGAGCUGAUAGCGAAGACCUGAAUGACCAAUACCCAUACAGACUCUGGGGUAAUAUCUUCAUCACCAUUGGCGCUAUUCUCUACGGUUACUACGAGGUGAUCUACAAAAAAUACGUCUGUAUUGCUGAUCAUUUGUCUAAGGUCAUCACCGCUCGUAGACAGGUGACUUUUGCAAAUUUUGCGAUGGGAUUGAUCAGUAUCAUCACAUUUAUUACACUUGUACCUCUCUUAUUUCUUUUGGAUAUCACCAAAGUUAAAACGUUCAACUUGUUUGGAUAUGGUGAACAUACCAAGGAAAUUUGGAUUUACAUACUCUGCUCUAUGCUCUGCAACCUUCUUUUCUCUGUCCUGUUUUUAUCAUUGAUGGCUCUUACGAAUCCAGUCUUAUCCUCUGUGAGUUCCCUUGUUACAAUCUUUGUAACUGGUAUUGUCGAAUGGAUCCUUUUUGACAAUGCAUUGGGACCAAAACAAAUAUUAGGUAAUUCAUUGGUGAUUGUCGGAUUUGUUGUUUUAACCAUUGCAUCUUGGAAUGAAAUUAGUGAGGGUAAAGACGAGGAUGAGAUGGAGACAGCAAGUUUGUACUCUUUCGCUGCAAGUGAAAACACCAUUCAAGCUUAA
Australozyma saopauloensis is the source of this 1470-nucleotide messenger RNA. Its product is annotated as mannosylinositol phosphorylceramide synthase regulatory subunit. The coding region runs from base 1 to 1470 and encodes 489 amino acids. NCBI's taxonomy places the organism in Eukaryota, Fungi, Ascomycota, Pichiomycetes, Serinales, Metschnikowiaceae. The transcript has a single exon. The record is from RefSeq and is a predicted model, not a curated record.